Molecule: messenger RNA, 1230 nt
Organism: Knipowitschia caucasica
Lineage: Eukaryota; Metazoa; Chordata; Actinopteri; Gobiiformes; Gobiidae
Source: the annotation of a GenBank genome assembly
AUGAACGCACAGUCUUCACCUCCAGAGACAAACGGCCUCUGUGUGUCUACAGUACCAGGGGGUGAUGACAGUGAUGAAGAAACAAGUCAGGAUGAGCCUCCCAUCACCAGCUGGAAUGACCUGUCUAUUAUAGAAAGAGUUGGACUCAACAGCUUGGAGAUGUCAGAAAAAGAUGUAGAGGCGGCCUUCAGUCAGAUCACCCUGGCUUUCCGCUGCGACCAGUACACGCUGAAGCAGAGGUUACAGGCAGAGGAGCAUGCCCGAAACCUGGCAGAGGAGAAUGUGCAUCUGGAACUGGCCCGAGGCAGAGAGACCCUGGAGAUGCUGAAGGUCUUGUGUCUGGACAGCAAGCGCAGCACAAUCCUGCAAAAGCUGGAGCUAUCUUUGGACAUUUUGGGCGGAACAGUGGAGAGGAUUUCUAACACAGCGGAGGUGCUGGGAGCAGUGCAUCAGGAGGCGCGUGUGAGCAGAGCCGUGGAGCUGAUGGUGUCUCAUGUGGAAACCCUGCGGACGAGAUACGAGAGGAACCUGAGCGAACUGGAGGAGGCGCGGCGACAGGUUCAGCUCAGGACGACUCAGAGAAACAUCCGGGAGUCUCCAGAAGCAGAAGAGUUCAAAGACAAUAAGCUGCUUCUGAGGCGGGACAGUCUACGCAGAAGAAUCAGCUCAUCCAUAAUCAGCUCAUCCAUAAUCACAAGCCAGACAUUAGAAAAGAAGAGGAGAGAGCCCAGGAAGCGUGGAGGGAGAAAGCCCUCCACCUCAUGCCCCUCUCCAUGUCCCAGCCCCGAGUCCAGCUUCUGCGUGCUCAACGACAGCGUCACGGAUGACAGGACUCUUGAUCCAUCUGAAACUGUGGAACAUCACCUGGAAAGUGCACUGAGAACUCCCCCUGUUCAAUCGCCUUCACUUGAAACAUCUCCUGUUUUUGCGACAGUGCCUCCUCCCAACAUCAAACAGGAAGAUUUGCCAACAGAACCUCAAGCAAAUGUUUCAGGCCAUAGCUCCACUUCUGAAAGUCUCCGUCAGCGACACAGAGGGAGGGCGGCUCUGUCUCGAAAGAGGUCUGACCGGAGAACUGCUCAACCGAACCAAAAGACUCCAAUCAUCAGGUGUGGCCCUCGGAGCAAAGAUCCCUGGACGCAGUGGAUGCAGAAGUGUCGCUGGACUCUUCUCUAUCUGAGUUUGUUUGUCUGUUUUAUUACUAUGGUUUUCUACAUAUUACCACAAUAA